UUUUUAAUGUGCUCGUUUAUCGCUUCCAGGCAUACUGACUUACUAACCGGAUCUAAGACACUGCGCCGCACUGGGGGGAGACAGAGAGAGAGCGAGAGAGAGAGAGAGAGAGAGAGAGAGGGAGGACGGACGAGUGGCGGGCAAAGCGCAGGAGCGAAAGAGAGAGAGAGAGCGCAGGAGGAGGGGAGGAAAAAAAAAACAUAGCGAAGAGGAAGAGAGAGUCGCAGGAGGAAGAAGGAGAAUGCGCGGCGUCGGAGGAACUCUCCAUGCUUGUAUCCAGGGCCUUUGUGAAGACACCAUGGGAUGCAUUGGCUCCAGGAGACUGACAGCCGAUGGCGUGCCGGUCCAGAAGGACGGGGAGCAGCAUGGACGCUCAGAAUUUUCAUGGGAGGGGAUCAAUCUGUCCAUGGAGGACACCACGUCCAUCCUGCCGCGCCUCAAGAGGAACUCAAACGCCUACGGCAUCGGCGCUCUGGCUAAGUCUUCUCUGUCAGGUGUGUCAGGUGUGACGCGCACCAUGAAAGAACGAGUGACCAAACCCACGGCCAUGGCCCAGGGCCGCGUGGCCCACAUGAUUGAGUGGCAAAACUGGGGCAUGGCCACGGUGGGCGUGGGGGGCCUCCCCCAGACCCGCAUCAGCACCCAGGAGCGGGAAAAGGAGCGGCGGAUGGAGAACGACGCCUACAGCGACCUGAGCGACGGCGAGAAGGAGGCCCGAUUCGCCGCAGGCAUCCUCCAGCAAUUUGCCAUCUCCGAGGCAACCCUCAUGGCCUGGUCGUCGAUGGAUGGCGAGAGCCCUCGGUCGGGGUCAAACCAGGGCAGCGUGGCGCAUCUGAGCGAGGUCAACCAGGAGAGUAUCACCAGUCGAGACCACAUCUUGCAUCACUCCUCAGCCGAGGUGUGGCCUCACACUUACGUCUCCCAAGGACACUACUGCCUCUCCUCCUCAGACGCUUGGGAGCCCAUCAACAACGACCCGUCCGGCGUGGCCUCUCCCCCCGCCGGCUCCUACCUCGUGGGGACCGAGGGCUUCGACGGGCAGGCGGCCGCUCACUUUGUGUCGCAGCAGCAGCAGCAGCAACAGCAGCAGCAGUUUAACCUCCAGCAGCAGAGCCAACUGCAACAGUUCCAACAGCUGCAGCAGAUGCAGCACUACCAGCAGCAGCAGCAGCUCCUGCAGUAUCAGCAGCAACAGUCCCUGGAACACCGGCUGCACAGCGCCAACCACUCCUUGCAAGCGACCCCCAACAGCACCAUCCACAGCCUGGUCCACCAAGUGCACCCGCCCCUGGUGGAUCUGUGGAACACGGGCCAGAUGGAGGCCUACCAGGCAGAGGCCGGAGGCUACGUGGGCACGGCGGCCGUGGUGGAGGCCGGCCUAUGCGUGCCCGCCGGAGACGACCUGGUGGGCAAUGAACACUCGCCGCUGCUGGAGCAGCAGGAGGAAGAAGAGGAUGUCAAGGAUGGAGAGAUGACCCUGUGUAUGGAGCCGGAGGCCUCCACGCUGACUCCCCCCACGCAUCCAGGGGACGCCUCGGGCGGCAGCAGUCCGGGGCACCCGCCGGCCUCGCCAGUGGGCGAGCAGAAAGCCUGCGACGCCACGCCGGCCGGCCUCGCUCACACGCUGCAAGAGGAGGAGGAAGAGGAGGAAGAGGAGGAGGAAGAAGAGGAUGCCGGACGGCAGGAAGAGGGGCUGUCCGCUUCCAUGGCAACCAACUGACUUCCCGGCUGUCACAUGACUCCUCCAUACAAACUGAGCGGAAGUCAGCCGUAGUAAUACAAUAUUUAUCUAUUAUCCUGUUGCUUUUCAGGUAUCGAAAAACAAAAAAAAAAAAGACGAUUUUUUUUUUCCUAGGCAGGAUGGAUUAUUUGGGAAUUGCGGACCUGAUGCAACAAACUUUAUAAGCCUUACAUCCCAAAGGUAAAAACACAUGACGAGAGGAUGAGGAGCUCCGCGGACAUUACCAUCAGGGAUCAGGAGGGAGGGGGGGGCGGUGGCGCGUGCUGUGCAGCGGGUCCAUGCAUGCGACCCCAUCAUCCUAUAACAAAAGACCCAACAUAUUCAAACAGUAUCAUAGGAAUCCUUUUAUAAUAGCUGCCGGAUGGGUGGGGCGGGGGGGGGUAAGGGAGCAAGUGUAUGAUAUGAUCAAUUUGCUUCAGAAGUGGGGGCGACUUUUGUUUUUAAUGUUCGAACAUUGCGUCGCCCUUACUCACGUCUUAAUGAGUUAGCCCCCCCCCCGCCCCCCCACAGAUGAAGACUAUGAACACAAUGAAAACUUCCAUGUCGCGCGUCCUGCUGACAGGGGGGCGGGGGGGCGCGCACGCACACACACACAAUAAAACUGCACAGAUAAGGAUUGUACUGUAAAGAUAAGCGUGCUUCCUACUCUGUCUCACUGUAUGCAUGUUCCUCUGGAGUACCUGUACUAUACAACUUUGCACUGAACCAUAUUCGGGAGUGGGUGGUGGGACGGAGGAUUCGCAGUGGGGGGUGGGGGGGGGGGAAGGACAUCGCUCUCUCGCUCUUUUUAAUUUUUUUUUUUUGCACUGAUGCAAUCCAACACAUCAGAGGUUGCCUUUCUGGACUGGUGACGUAGGCCGACGCCCACUCUUGAAAGCAUUCAGCAACCAAAACGUGGCGACUUCACCUGACCUGACCCUGAACUGAUGAUGAUGAUGAUGAUGAUGAUGACGACGAUGAUUACCAUUUGAAUGUACUGGCCUAGACCAGAACGCUUUCCAAGGGAUUUGUUUGUUCAGAUGGAAUUCACUGUUGGCUCACCUCCAGCACACUCCUACAAUAGUAAUGGUCAGGCCCAGAAGGAUGUGGAUGAGUUGUUUUUUUUUUUUGGUUGGGUUUUUUUUUUUUGUGCAUUUUUUUUUUUUCACGACCACCAAAAUAAAACGAGAUGUCAUUCAA
Molecule: messenger RNA, 2920 nt
Organism: Hippocampus zosterae (dwarf seahorse)
Lineage: Eukaryota; Metazoa; Chordata; Actinopteri; Syngnathiformes; Syngnathidae
Gene: fam131bb
Product: family with sequence similarity 131 member Bb
Exons: 9
Coding region: 242-1720 (492 amino acids)
Source: RefSeq, a predicted model, not a curated record